This is a messenger RNA of Paramecium pentaurelia, 548 nucleotides long. The record is from the annotation of a GenBank genome assembly. Lineage: Eukaryota; Ciliophora; Oligohymenophorea; Peniculida; Parameciidae.
AUGUUACCAUCAUUCCAUAUGCUGAACCUGUAUUACAAAGAGCAGCUGAAAGAUAAACUUCAACACAAGGUAUUCUGAUGUGCAUUCUAAUUUAGACUAUCCAUGAAUAUGGUGAUUUCUCAAAAUUAAAACACCAAACAUUAUUAAUAGGUCUUAACUUGUAUUACCUUCAAAAAAAUUAAAUAUGGUUUUAUCAGUACCAUAGUGUGACCAUACCUUCUACCAGGGUAGUUCCAAUAACAGUUACUUUAAUUCAUGUACCAGUAUCAUUACAUAAUUCAAAUAAAAAUAAAUUAUCAUCUGCUAAACCACCUCCUCCAACUGCUCCUCCAAAUAUAAUCAUUAAAUUCAAUUCAAUAGGCAAUGCUUUAUGUGCUGCUCUAUUAGUUGGUACACUUCCACUUGCUUCAAUUCUCUUCCAUUUUCUUUAAAUACACUAAAAGGUGGUUAAGGAUUGUCAUCUCUAAAUGUUAUUGCUUCCAUUAUUAAUUUAAAUUAUAUAGAUAUAUAUUAAUUAGAACAUAGAAAAAAUAAAUAAGAAUAAAUGA